Molecule: messenger RNA, 5819 nt
Organism: Anoplopoma fimbria (sablefish)
Lineage: Eukaryota; Metazoa; Chordata; Actinopteri; Perciformes; Anoplopomatidae
Gene: pskh1
Product: protein serine kinase H1
Exons: 4
Coding region: 1033-2343 (436 amino acids)
Biological process (GO): protein phosphorylation
Molecular function (GO): ATP binding; protein kinase activity
Source: RefSeq, a predicted model, not a curated record
GUGGUCCUGGGCGAAAAACAUCGCCAGAAAAGUGACCGACGGGGAAAACUUUGAAUGUUUUUAUACCCCACCUUCAUCUCGAUAACUAACCACGGUUCUCCAGAAUUAACAGAAACUGUCGCUGACAAAUGAGGUGACGGAUUUGACUUUGUUUGUCUUCGGGAAUAAAGUUGGGAAAGUACGAGAUGAAAAUGGAGAGCCCAGCUGAGUGAGAGUGGGGUGAGGAGGCUGGAUUUGGCAAAGUUGGGAGUCCUGCCCUGUUGCUAGCAGGCUAGUUAGCAUGCUCAGACACUCCGCUUAUCUGGGAUAACUAACGAGAGCCUCCCCUCCGCUGUUCUCCAGCCUGCCAUUCUCCCGGGGAGCUGCUUUAUCUGUGGCAAGAACGCUGCUGACAUUGCAGCUUCCCCCAAUGGAUCAGAGUAUAGUUGAUGAUAUUAUUUUCUCUGGAAGUUCUGCCUGAAUUUUUCCCGCACUUCUCCAAUAGGCGACCGCACUUAAACCUGUUUUAAGAGAACCUCUAUCCCUCCCCUACCCCGAUCAAUCAUUUUUUUGUCCCGUGAGCAUCCACACUAGCUGUUCUCAUGCAGUUUUCUGAACAUUCAACACAGUACGCCAUCUGAGAUGGGGCCCUGGUAGGUUCUUCCAGGGGCCUGAGCUACCCCCACCCUCCCCUGCCUGCCGACCGUGCAGGCCUGUAAUAGAACACUGCACCAAAAAGACAACCAGUGAAACAGUACUUGCUGAUGGAGCCGAGACACACACCGCUCUCGCCAACAAUAUAUUCAUGAGCUCUUGGACUUUUUAAACUGGACUUAAGUGGAUGUAUCGGGUGCGUUCAUGAAGUGCGACUGCUGAUGCCGGCUCAUUGGGACGUGAGUGGGUGUAAUCGGCUUUAUUCAUGAACCCUCUGUCUGAGUCUGGGUACGGCCUGGAUGUUGGAUGCCCUGAGUGUGUUGGGUCUGCUGUUGCGGUGAUGAGGCAGAGCUCCUGGUGGCCUGUGUGGCUGGCUGGGCAGUGGCCCAAGGUGAUGUGAUGGGGUGCAGGAACAGCAAGGUCCUCCCUGAGCCUCCAGGGGAUGUUCAGUUGGACCUGGUCAAAAAGGUUGAUCCUCCCCAGCCUCCUCAGACAGAUAUCUAUAAGCACUUCAUACGAGGCGAUGGCACUAGGAGCAAGAUGGGUGGGGCCGGUGGAGGGGGAGGUGACAAGGCUGGCUCUACCUCCCCGUAUCAGGCCCAGGCCCAAGCUGCCACUCCCACAGCUUCCGCCCAACCCCCUAAGGACCCGUCCGACCUGUCGGACCCCCAGCGGAAGAAGGUGGCGAAAUAUCGAGCCAAGUUCGACCCCCGGGUCACGGCCAAGUACGACAUCAAAGCUCUGAUUGGUCGCGGGAGUUUUAGCAGGGUCGUCCGCGUGGAGCACAAGAGCACACGGCAGCCGUACGCCAUCAAGAUGAUCGAGACCCGUUACCGGGAGGGGCGGGAGGUGUGCGAGUCGGAGCUGUGCGUUCUGCGGCGCGUCCGUCACACCAACAUAAUCCAGCUGAUGGAGGUCUUCGAGACGGCGGAGCGCGUCUACAUGGUGAUGGAGCUGGCCACCGGGGGAGAGCUCUUUGACCGCAUCAUCGCCCGCGGCUCCUUCACCGAGCGGGACGCCACGCGCGUGCUGCAGAUGGUGUUGGACGGCGUUAAGUAUCUCCACACUCUGGGGAUCACCCACCGGGACCUGAAGCCCGAGAACCUGCUCUACUACCACCCAGGAGCCGACUCCAAGAUCAUAAUCACCGACUUCGGUUUGGCCAGCAGCAGGAAGAAGGGAGACGAGUGUCUGAUGAAGACCACCUGCGGCACGCCGGAGUACAUUGCCCCUGAGAUCCUGGUGAGGAAGCCCUACACCAACGCCGUGGACAUGUGGGCGCUGGGGGUGAUAUCGUACAUCCUGCUGAGCGGAACCAUGCCCUUCGAGGACGACAACCGCAUGAGGCUCUACCGGCAGAUCCUCAAGGGGAAGUACAGCUUCUCUGGAGAGCCGUGGCCAAGCGUGUCCAACCUGGCCAAAGACUUUGUGGAGCGGAUCCUGACGGUGGACCCCAGCGAGCGGCUGACGGCGGGCCAGGCCCUCAAGCACCCCUGGGUCGUCAGCAUGGCCGCGUCCUCCUCCAUGAAGAACCUGCAGCGCUGCAUAUCUCAGAACCUCCUGAAACGGGCGUCGUCGCGCUGCCACAGCACCAAGUCGGCCCAGUCCACCCGCUCCAGCCGCUCCACCAAAUCCAACAAGGCCCGGCGGGUGAGGGAGAAGGAGCUGCGCGAGCUGAACCGCCGCUAUCAGCAGCAGUACAACGGCUGAAACGGGGACGGCGACAUGCCAGCAGAGUACAUUUGAGGAGGAAGCGGCACUACGAUGACGGAUUUAUCAAAAUGACUUCAACCAUUCAAAGUUGCUGCCAGUGUUAAAGCCAAAGGGGCUUCAAAUCCAAAAUAAUUGCCUUAAAAAACUAAAAGAGGACAAGACUUAAAUGACUAACAGUUGAAAAGUAACAGUUGAGAUUUCCUGUGGCAGCGUGUCUCCUCAUGAGGACAGACGAGGACACACCGGUCAAGUUUUGAACUCCCGUGGGUUACAUCAUCUCUCCAUCCAUCCCUUCACCCUUUUCUCCGGCAGGAUGGUGCCACUUCCACUCCUUUUGCUUUUUGUUUCUUCCAAAUCCCUGUGUCUCUACAUAUUUAUUUAUUAUUGUUGACAUGAUGAUUAGUCUCCAUUCAAACGGUCACUGGAUAUUGACCUUCCAUGAGGAUCUGUUGAACAGAGUUCUGGGUACUGAAGUUUCUAAGAAGAAAGGGAUACUUUUAGAAGCCCCACUCAUUCCUGAUUGGAAAUUGCUGUGAAUUAAUUAUUGUGCUAAUUGUACAGACCUUGUCUUAAGAUGUGGGUAACGCGAGCACACUGCAACAGAACCACACCCUUGAAGGUCAAAAUGAAGGUCAUUUUUUUAUUUAGUCCACUCUAAGCGUAUCUAAUCUUGCCAUUAUUGCUCUGUUGGUGCCAUUUUUUUCUGAAGCUGUCAAAAGAUUGUGAAGCUGUUAUGCGAUAAAUCUUCAAUGUAUUAGACAAUAGGCCACACAGCCGCGCUCACAGUGACUUCAAUAGAUCAGUGGAUUCAACCAUGAAGGACCUGCUAUGAUAGCUGCAUGUAGUUUAUAAUAACAUGUGACCGUUGAGGGUUUUACAUUUUCAUUCUAAGUUGCAUUUAGGAUAGCACAUGCAACAAUGAAGGCAACGAUCUCUGCCGCUGGUUGCACCAGCUCUUUGUAAGUUCAAACUUGGUUCUAACAUAUACACAAGUUUUUGCUUAACUUAAUUAAAGCGGGUCGCACCACACUAACUGACUGUUGCAUAGAAAUUAGUCGUCACUAGAGAUUCACUACAACCUGUUUCUGUAAUUAACCAAAACCCGAAGAGUUAAAGAAAUAUCUGAGCCGACGCUUUAUGAAUAUACUGUUUAAUAAUUAUGUUAACUGGAACGAAUCUAAAUUACAUUUCAGGAAAAGAACCUUAAAUUACCAAUAUUUUUUUUGCUCGGUUAGAAUAAUCUAAUCCAUCCCACUGACUCAAAACUGCAUGAAUACUAAUAAAAUUCUGCUCAAUAUUUACACAUAGAAAUAAAGCAAAAGAAUACAUACUGUCACACAUGAUUGGAUGUUAAGUUAAAGAUGUGAUUCGCCCCUUAAAACUACGUUUUGGAAGUUACGCUACAGCUUGUGAUGCUACAGUGACUUCCUGUUACCUUUUACCUGAUAAAAGUCUUUACAGGCUUCGACAUUUUUGUAGUUUUAAUGGAGCAUGCUGAUUUAGUGAAUGACUAGUUUAAAACUAGUUAACUUCUUGAUAUUAACAACUUCUUAAUGAAUUUACAAACAGCUGGUGCAACCCAACAAAAGUCCUGCCAUUUUUUUCCAACAUUUGUUACUUUCACAAGAACUUCUUUUAUUGGUCUUGUUAGCAUUCAGCUACAACGAAUCCAACCAGUAUCAGCCAUUGCCAGGCUGUCAAAUAAAAUGACUAUGUUUUUCAAAUGUUGCUGCCAUUGUAAAGGGUAGAUACACAUUUAGCACAGAAUAUGGAGUGAAAAUCGUAAGAACAUGAUGGACCGAGUUAGCCGGAGCAGCUAGUGGAACAGAGGCUAACUAGGAGAGGAGGUGAUGCAUAGAACAGGAGCUCUUAGGCUGAAAAAAACCAACCGCAUUACUUUUGAUUAUUACCCUCAUGACCAAAAUGAAGGAAACAACUGAAGAUAAUGAGGAGCAUUUAGAGGUGAAUCUAAAGUCCAAUAGUAUGUUUGAUUAUAAAAUAUUCUUAAUUACAAAACCUAGCACACGCAGUCUUAUGCAUACGUUUUCUUUUGUCUGUAAGUGCACUUAAGCAUCAUUGCAUAUUAAGGUUUUGUGAUUUCUCAGUUACUCAGAUCCUUUCAAUAUAAAAGUAAUAAUCUGAAAUUAGACUAGUCUAGUGAUUUUGUUCUUUGUAAUAUUGUGGUAGAGUGUCAAUGUUAAAAGGCUGCAUUACAGCACAAGUUUUUAAACCGUUGAAACAAAGUGAUAUGAAUAAUGAAUGCAACUUCCUGUUUGGUCAUGAUAGCCGUGUUUAAAUGACUGAUUUCAAAUGAUUCACCCUCAACUUGGUCAAUAUGAUGUAAUAUUUGAUUAUUGAAUAUUUCCCAAAAGUAGCAUAACUUUUUUCUGAAAAAUAGCUGAGGAUUUAUUUUUCUAUUUUGCUCAUUUUAUCUGGCGAAAGCACUUAAUCUAUACAUUUAAAUUUAAUUUUGUUUUUAAAUUGCAUUCUUCCUCUUUAUCAGACCCCUUCACUGCGUUUUAGUUUAUUUUGUCCCUUUUGAACACUCCCACAGUAAACUACAGUGUGGUCUCCCCUUCUUUACUUGACUAUUUUGCUGUGAUCUACCCCAGACUUAUAAAGUGUGUAGCUGUUGUGAACUUUUUUUUUAAUACACAUACUGGAAAUGUAACCGAGCCAUGUCAGCUGACCUCAGUUUUUUUUCCUUUCUUUUUGUCUUUUGUCUUUUACUUGUUCCAGGAUGCUCAUCAUGUCAUCUUUCCAUUUUUUCCUUGAUGUAAGUCUGAUUUAAAAUCGUAUAUUCUUUUGUCCCACUGCUGUCCCCUGCCCUGAUGUCUCUCUUCUUGGUGCGACUAAAUUGUUUAUAAAAGACUGUAAAUGAGGCUAACAUCGGAACUGGUACUGGCACACUCAAAUCUUCACACCAAAGUUUUAGAGAUACUCCAACCAAAAUGUGUCUCUUAUAAUAACAAAUGCACAGCAGCUUCAAAAGGAGUAGUUUCUUUCACAGAGCCGACAGCUGUGUUCAUCUAUAAAGAAAGAUUUGGCCUUAGAUCCGGUAGUUAGUUCAUUGUCUGUGUGAAAUAAAACAUGUUUGAUUUUAAAUAUCACCUCUAAUAGUCAGUCACAAAAUAAUAAUUUGUACUCAAAGAAAAUGCUGUGGUUGAAUUAGUCUGCAGCAUUGUCGAGUGCCUAAUUGUAAAUGAUGUUCGAUGAAUAAUCAAAUCAGUUGAUUAGCAGCUUCGCAAAAUGUCAGCACAUGUAUAAAAGUGUUUCCUUCCGUGUUUUUAUAUAUCUAUGUGAUUUUAUAUAAAUGCUGUCUUCCUAAAUGAAGUAGCCAACUCAUCACUGUUACCUGAAAACAGUUUUUUUUUUGUGUUAUUGUGUGUCAAAAUGAAUGAUAACACUUUGAUUCUUCUGCCAUUAACUUUUUUAUUUUUUUAAACGGUGAGUUGUAUGUGCCAAUAAAACAC